AUGGGUUCGAAGAGUAAGAGGUCCAAAGAGCGCUGCAGCCCUGCAAUGGAAGAAACGCCAACUCCCAGUCACAUUCCCCCUCUCACCUUCCAAACCCUAAUCUCUGCAAUUCAAGCCCCUGAGGGUCCAAAGCUGCCGCUUUUGAAAAGAUUGUACUUCCUACUAGUUACACUGUCUUUAAACGAACCAAUGCGUUGUUCUAAUUUUGAAGGCGCUUUCGAUCAUUGUGGGGUUGAAGGGAAACUUGAGGAUAUACAUAACUUGAUUAAUGUUUUGUUUGAAGAGCUUGAUAGGAGGUUUAAACUCUUCUUCUCCGCUUUAUGUGAUGUUUUUGCAAGUAGAGGUCAGGAGCACAUAGAAUCCGGCACAGAUAUGUUUGCCACUGCUGAUGAACUACCUCUGCUUCUAAGAUGUUGUAUGUUAGUCUUGGCCUUGGCUAACCCUACUAUGCUAGUAGAGAAAACCCAAUUUCUUCUUUCUGUACUAGGGAGCUUGAUUUACUUGGUUACAAAUGGAGGAGAGGACAAAAACUCUGUCAGGUUUCAGAAGUUUGUUUCUUCUAAAUUCACGUACACUGAUGUUGGUGGUUCUUCUACCACUGUUUCCGAAGAGUUUGUUGCCUCUUUAUGUUUCACAGAGCCUUCAGAUCCGUGGUGUCCGACUCUAUGUGCAGUGCUUGAGAUAUUUGCAGAUGAACUUGUAAUGCGUAGAUUGCUGAGAGAGUACUUUAGUCUUGUUGAUUCUACUUCUUCCACAACUGAAAUUCUAUUUCAGUGCCACUUUGUUAAAGGUGAUAUUGGAAGUGUUCUGGAGGUGAUUUCUGUUCAUUUCAUCUCGUCAGUUUAUGGCAAGCGAGCAAAUGAGAACUUCCUUAAAAGAUUGUUCUGUGACUUUGGACAGCAUUGUAGAGUUCCUGAACUGAGCCUGACUUCUGCAGUGUCAUUGCUUCAAAACCCCAUCAUGCUUUCAGCACCAAAAAUGCUGCAGACGCAUAUGAAUUUAUUGGUUUCUGAAGCCAUUGAUGUAGACAUGUCUUUGAAGAAUGCUAGACCAGAUCUUAGACUGAUGGAAGGCUACCUAACAGCAUUUGAAAGGUCUGUCCAUUUGUACACCAGCCACAUGUCUGGUUCACUUAUGGAUUUCCAUCCCUUGGGUGUUAAAUGUUCUUAUGACAGUUCAUGCAUGCUAGGGAGAAGUUCUCAACCUUCCUUUGAAUCUUAUAUUCAACAAGUCACGAGAGAUAAAAUUUAUGAUCUAGUUACCAAUUCAGAUUCUUUAUGGGACUUGUAUUUGUGCAAUAUGUUCCAUAGAACAAAAUCUGACCUGAUGGCUGCUUCUAUUGCAUACGUAAAUGAGAGCCAACAUAUUUUUGAUGAAUCAUGUAGAGAUGAUAUAUUGUCAGUCGUACGUAGCAUAAUACUUUUAAGUUUUUCUUGUGAUGUAAGUGAUACAGUGUUGUAUAGAAAAGGGGUUACGAGUCCCCAAGAUAUUUAUCUUCUUGCUUCCAUAUUGAAGUUAAUGAGUACUUCCUUGUUGAAAGCUAUUUGUUCCCUAAGGCAUGGUGGGGAUUUGGGUUCUCCAAGAUCCUUAAAAGAUGUUUCUUCUAAGGAAUAUGAUUUUGUAGUGGAUAUCAUAGGCUGUUUUCACCAGUUCAACAUGUCUCUACCAAAUCAAAAGUUCUUAUUCGACAUGAUGAAAACCUGCCCGUUGAUACAUAAGACUUCCAAGUGGAUGCUUCUGCAUUUUUCAGGCUUGCUGUCCUUGUGUUUUGCUAGUGGGAUUGAUUUCUUAGUUAAGGGCUGCAUAUCAACAAUCAUGGCACUAUUACAUCUAUAUGUUUUUGAAGAGAGUGAUUUAGUGGCACUCAGCUCAUUGCUAGUUUCUGGUUCACAAACUUUUUCAUCUGGAUUGUCCUCUGACAAGGUUACCGAGGCCGUGGUGAAAAAGAAAUCUGUCAGAAGAGUUGCAAUGAAAUUUCAGAAAAUUCAAACACUUCACUUGAGCAAAGAAUCUCAAAGUGAGGUAGCAGAAACUUCAGAAAAUGCAUGUUUCAUGAGGUAUACAAGGGAGUCUAUGAAUGUCAUGGAGGAGGAAACAGAGGAGACCUGCAAUGGGGAGGUUUUUCUCAAUUGCAUACUAGGAAGCUCCCAGAAAUCUGACAUAGAUGAUUUAGCAGACUUCAUUGUGUGCAAACGAGCAAAGGAUUAUUCUAGCUGGUGGAAGGAUCGAGAAAGGUAUCGAGGGAUGAAAAUUCAAAGAAAGAAACAACUAAUGUGGGAGAAAAGGAAAACUGCUUGGAAAUCUAUGGUAGGAAAGAAACAUAGGUAG
Prunus armeniaca (apricot) is the source of this 2328-nucleotide messenger RNA. The record is from the annotation of a GenBank genome assembly. NCBI's taxonomy places the organism in Eukaryota, Viridiplantae, Streptophyta, Magnoliopsida, Rosales, Rosaceae.